UUCUCGCUGUGUCCAUUAACAGUUACCUUAAACGCAGCAGUAAUACUGGUAAUAUGCCAAGAUCCAUACAAGGAGCUUAGGGGAACAGCCGCCAACUACUUCAUUUUAAACCUUGCUGUGUGCGAUUUUCUCAUCGGCUUUCCCGGCGAGCUACUGCUUGGACUUCGUCAUUGGUUUCCUGACAACCGUACGCUUAUACAAGCAGGGUAUUCUGUCAACCACGUAGCGUUUCUUGCUUCGAUUUUUACGAUCCUUAUCCUUGCAGUGGAACGGCUCAUUGUCAUCGCUUUCCCCUUAAGAAGAGUCAAACUGACGACUUGUAACAGAAAUCUUUGUUUUAUGGCAGUGUGGUUAUCAGCUUUAACCUUGGCGAUACCUACCAUUAUACGUUGGGACUUGUAUUUAAAAUCUGAUAUAUCUUGGGUUUUUAACUUCAUCUGCAUCCCUAUAACAAUCAUAGUUUUUUGUUGCUACACGGGGAUUUACGUUCUGGUAAGAAGACAGUUGUAUCGCAAUGUAGAAAGGGAACGGUUAUUAGAAGGACAGUCUUUGACAGAAAAUUCUCGCCUGGUGCAAAAGCUGAAAAUGAAGGAGAGAAGUGUGGCGUACACAACAUUCAUAUUGGUUUUGGUACUUACGGUUUGUUGGAUUCCAGUAUCUGUCGCUGUAAACAUAAAUGCAUGGUGCAGUGCAUGUCUUUGCGAAUACAAUUGGCACUAUCUGGUUUGUUUGACAUUUCUGCACCCAGUGCUAAACCCGAUUGCUUACUCAUUACGUACCGCCAGGUUUCGAAAAGCCUUUAGGAAAGUUAUCGGAAAAAGUAUUUUUUAA
This is a messenger RNA of Porites evermanni, 831 nucleotides long. Lineage: Eukaryota; Metazoa; Cnidaria; Anthozoa; Scleractinia; Poritidae. The record is from the annotation of a GenBank genome assembly.